Molecule: messenger RNA, 1113 nt
Organism: Penicillium diatomitis
Lineage: Eukaryota; Fungi; Ascomycota; Eurotiomycetes; Eurotiales; Aspergillaceae
Product: Tyrosine--tRNA ligase
Exons: 2
Coding region: 1-1113 (370 amino acids)
Biological process (GO): tyrosyl-tRNA aminoacylation
Cellular component (GO): mitochondrion; cytosol
Molecular function (GO): tyrosine-tRNA ligase activity; RNA binding; ATP binding
Source: RefSeq, a predicted model, not a curated record
AUGCUGGGGGAUUAUGCUGACUGGCAUUACAGUGUCAAGAACCGUCUCAGCCAGGGUGAUGGCAUGUCCUUUGCCGAGUUCUCUUAUCCGCUGCUUCAAGCAUGGGACUGGUGGACCAUGUUCCAGAAGGGCACACAAGUCCAGGUUGGCGGAUCUGAUCAGUAUGGCAACAUUCUCUUUGGGAUGGACGCCGUGAAGGCUAUCAGCCGCAAUACCGCUGACGAGCAGCUCCGUAACCCCUUGGAGUCCGAGCUGGAUCGACCCAUUGGAUUUACGACUCCGCUGUUAACUACUUCGUCUGGGGAGAAAUUUGGAAAGUCAGCGGGUAACGCUAUCUGGCUUGACAAGGACAUGACCUCCACGUUCGAACUUUAUCAGAGUCAGUUCUUUGUCCGAACGCCUGACGACACUGUUGAGAAAUACCUCAAGCUCUUCACAUUCAUCCCACUGCCUGAGAUUUCCAGCAUCAUGGAGGAGCAAAACCAAGACCCUUCCAAGCGUACCGCCCAACACAGACUCGCUUAUGAAUUUGUCGAGCUGGUCCACGGCAAAGAUGAAGCAAAUGCCGUCUCCCUCCAACAUCGCCAAUUAUUCCGUCCCCGCUCCUCCACAAGCGAACCCUCACCCAUGCCUCGCACCUCCAGUCCCCCAGCGAGCCAUGCCCAAUCCUCCACAUCCAGCUUCACCACCCCCCAGUCAGGCAAUCCAUAUGCCUCGCAGACCAACUUUGCCAACAUGCCUAAUGCGCGGGUAACCCUCCCCAAAUCUCUCGUCCACAACCAGUCCUUCAACAAGAUACUCUGGUCUGCAGGCCUGGUCUCAUCCAAGGGCGAGGGUCACCGCGUCAUCGUGAACAACGGUGCCUACGUGGGCAGCCGCCCGGGUGACAGUGGGCCCAUGUCCGACGACCUCGCUUUCACCCCUAUUCGCCCCUGGCCUGCUGAGAAGACCCAGGAGUAUAUCAUCGGGGAUAACCUUCUCAUGCUGAAGCUCGGAAAGUGGAAGUUCAAGAUGGUUGAGAUCAUCAGUGAUGAGGAUUUCCGGGCUCAGGGCCUAACUGCUCCUGGUUGGGAGGAGGUAUCGCAGGCAACAGAGUCAGAGUCCAAGGAGUGA